AACCACUGAUUUCCCGAAACAGCAAAGACUCCAAAAAGCUCAUAACUUCCACCAGAGACGACUCCAUGACUUCGAUUCUCAACUCUGUCUCCUCUAUCCUUUCCUCCAGAGUUACCUCCUCCGAACGACUCGGAGCUCUCUCCCCCCGGCACUCCGAUUCCGUCGAGUUCACUCGUCGACGUACCUUAUGGUCUACGUCGGACUUCAAAACUUCUGGGCGGAGGUUGGUUGUGCGUGCGGCGGAGACUGACACUGAUAAAGUUAAAUCUCAGGUACCGGACAAGGCACCAGCCGGUGGUUCAAGCAUUAACCAGCUUCUUGGUAUCAAAGGAGCUGCUCAAGAGACUAAUAAAUGGAAGAUUCGUCUUCAGCUUACAAAGCCAGUCACUUGGCCUCCAUUAGUCUGGGGAGUUGUCUGUGGUGCUGCUGCUUCAGGGAACUUCCAUUGGACUCCAGAGGAUGUUGCUAAGUCGAUUCUUUGCAUGCUGAUGUCUGGCCCAUGUCUAACUGGCUAUACACAGACAAUCAACGACUGGUAUGAUCGAGAUAUUGAUGCGAUUAAUGAGCCGUAUCGUCCUAUUCCAUCUGGAGCAAUAUCAGAGCAAGAGGUUAUUACACAAGUUUGGGUGCUGUUACUGGGAGGUCUUGGAAUCGCUGGAACUUUAGAUGUGUGGGCGGGGCAUACAACUCCCACUUUGUUCUAUCUUGCUUUGGGAGGAUCCUUGCUCUCUUAUAUAUACUCUGCUCCACCUCUUAAGCUAAAACAAAAUGGAUGGGUUGGAAACUUUGCACUGGGAGCAAGCUAUAUCAGUUUGCCAUGGUGGGCUGGACAAGCAUUGUUUGGCACUCUUACACCAGACGUCGUCGUUCUAACACUCUUGUAUAGCAUAGCUGGGUUGGGAAUAGCCAUUGUUAAUGACUUCAAAAGUGUUGAAGGAGACAGAGCAAUGGGACUUCAGUCUCUCCCUGUAGCUUUUGGCACUGAAGCUGCAAAAUGGAUAUGCGUUGGUGCUAUAGACGUUACUCAACUCUCUGUUGGCGGUAUGCAGAAUUUUGUUCAGCUGUGGUGCUUGAUCUUAUCAACUAGAAGGAUUGAAUGAGCUAAUGAAACUGAAUGGAGUUCCUUGGUUUUUGGGGACCGCAGAGAAAUGAGCUUAUGAAGAGCAUUUGUUUUUAUGUUUCAUGUGUGUGUUUGAUGGAUAUCAUCAUUUAUAAAUGUCUAUCUGGUUGCAGGAUAUCUAUUAGCAUCUGGUAAACCUUAUUAUGCGUUGGCGCUGCUUGCUUUGAUCAUUCCACAGAUUGUGUUCCAGUUUAAAUACUUUCUCAAGGACCCUGUCAAAUACGAUGUCAAGUACCAGGCUAGUGCACAGCCGUUCUUGGUGCUUGGCAUAUUCGUGACGGCAUUAGCAUCAAGUCACUGAAAGCAAAUGUGCUAUUCCGAACCAUAAAUUUUGGUUAAGUGGUUGCCUCGACUAGUCUUAAGACAUUGUAAAACAUAAUGUAUGUACCAUCAUUAGAACACAACUCUUGUUGUAUCAAGCUACCCAAAUCGGGUGAAAGUGAGAUCGCUAUGUAAGUGCUUCAGUGGAAAUGCGUUUCUUAUGUUCCUUCUAGGACUCGGGUUAUCAAUCUUCAUGGUCGCGAGGAAAAAGAACUAAUAAUGUCUUGGGAGAUCUACAACAAAGUACGCUAAGUCUUGUUACUUUCAAGUCUGCUUAUAUGUUUUCUACUGAUUGUUAACAAGCAAAAUUUAUGUACAAUCUCAAACAUAUAUAGACUCGUUGAAUGUUGGGGCAGCACAACAAUUGUCACCCUCUGAGUAAAUAGCAACGACUGAAACCACUUCUCACCCACAACAUCAUACAUUUGACACCAAAGCUUCAAGAGAGG
This is a messenger RNA of Eruca vesicaria subsp. sativa (arugula), 1890 nucleotides long. The record is from the annotation of a GenBank genome assembly. NCBI's taxonomy places the organism in Eukaryota, Viridiplantae, Streptophyta, Magnoliopsida, Brassicales, Brassicaceae.